Molecule: messenger RNA, 1454 nt
Organism: Chenopodium quinoa (quinoa)
Lineage: Eukaryota; Viridiplantae; Streptophyta; Magnoliopsida; Caryophyllales; Amaranthaceae
Product: xyloglucan galactosyltransferase KATAMARI1 homolog
Exons: 1
Coding region: 16-1254 (412 amino acids)
Molecular function (GO): glycosyltransferase activity
Source: RefSeq, a predicted model, not a curated record
UCUCUUGACUUAUGGAUGGAUAUGUGCCAAUAUGUAAGGAACUCGGGUCUAGGCCCUGAGCUUCCAAACUCGGACCGUGUUUUCUCCGAACAUGGAUGGUUUGCAACUAACCAAUUCUUACUAGAAGUGAUCUUCCAUAAUAGAAUGAAGCAAUAUGAUUGCUUAACAAAUGACUCUUCUAUUGCAUCAGCCAUCUUUGUACCAUUCUACACAGGACUCGACGUAGCACGACACUUGUGGAACACAGACUCCGAUAUAAGAGACUCGGGUGGGUUCGAGUUAGUAAGACUACUAAAGAGGAAGCCAGAGUGGAAGAGAUGGUGGGGAAGAGAUCAUUUCUUUGCUGCAGGAAGAAUAACAUGGGAUUUUAGGAGGUCAGAAAAUAAGAAUGAUCCAGAUUGGGGAACUAAAUUCCUUUACUUACCUGAAGCUAGAAACAUGACGGGUUUAGUGAUCGAAUCGUCGCCUUGGAAUAGCAAUGAUUUUGGGAUACCAUAUCCUACUUAUUUUCACCCUUCAAAUGAUGCAGAUGUUUUUCAAUGGCAAUAUAGAAUGAGUAAACAAAAGAGAAGAAAUUUAUUUUGUUUUGCCGGGGCUCCAAGACCCGAUAGACCUGAUUCGAUCCGUAACCAAUUGAUCAACCAAUGUGAGAGUUCCAAGAAAUGUAUGAUGAUUCACUGCAAUAAUUGGAAGAAUAAGUGUCAUAAACCAGCUGAAUUAAUGAAGAUGUUUCAAAGCUCUCAUUUCUGCUUGCAGCCUCCAGGAGACUCUUAUACAAGAAGAUCCACUUUCGAUUCGAUACUUGCGGGUUGUAUACCCGUUUUCUUCCACCCGGGUUCGGCUUAUAUUCAAUACUUGUGGCAUCUCCCUAGGGAGUUUACUAAGUACUCAGUUUUCAUCCCUAUGUAUGAGGUGAGAGAUGGUAAAGUUAGCAUACAAAAGGUGUUGGAGAAAAUUUCUGCUCAAAGAGUUGAAAAAAUGAGAGAAGAGAUUAUAAACCUUAUUCCUAAGAUAAUAUAUGCUGAUCCAAGGUGUAAGUUAGAGAGUUUGGAAGAUGCAUUCGACGUCACGGUGAAGGGGGUGUUGGAGAGAGUUAGAAGGAUUAAGGAAGACAUGAGAAAUGGGAGGGAUGAUAGUUUUGGUUAUGAUGAAAGGCAAGCAUGGAAAUAUAGGUGGCUAGGGAAGUUGGAGGAACAUGAAUGGGAUCCUUAUUUUUCUGGUUCUUUUGAUUCUAGGAACUUCACAAAUUUUUAGUUUAAUCAGAUUUUGUUUAGUAGAUGAGUUUUUUCUUGCAAUUUUUUGUAGGAAAAAUUUAAGGGGAUUGAUUUAUUAUUCUUAAUGAAUACAAGUACAAUUCUUUGUUUCCUGCUCUUGUGUUGCUAAUGUAGCAUGAUCAGCUUGUAAACUUAUUACAGAUCAAAACUCUUGCUAUUUAUCAUAAGUGCAAUGAGAAA